UGCCGAAACGUAUUUUAGUGGCUAGUGCUCUUCACAAGACAUGGUUUAAACGAUCACGGGCACGUCUUUCCCAGUGUGAGCAGAGCGGAGUGUUUGGACUUUUCUGUAAGAGCUCUGUGGUCAGUGCCCGACACGCAAGUCCACCGAGAAUGCCCCAGAAUUGAAUAGCCGCAGGUUUCACAUGUCAAAACGUGAGCCAUGGCUUUCUGUCGGUAUCACUCCCAGUGUGAGCGGCAGCCAUACCACAACUUUACAGCGCGGUUUGCUCUUCGUGGGUCCUCAUGACUUGAAAUAGCUGUUGUUGUUGUUGCAGCAGCCUGCAAUGCCCGUAGUGCUUCUGAUAUUACUUUACGUAAGCAUUAUGUCGUCGCGCACUACCAAAGGGGCGACCACAUUGAUCAUGCUGAGGGAAGCUCAAUUAUGUCAGUGGAUCAACUAAAAGUGAUAAGGUGCUCCACAACAGGUGCCAUAUAUUCUCCCAGCAAAGACAUUCAGCUCUCCAACAUUCUUCUACAGACUUAUGCGAAGUGCGGGGAUCUGUUACAUGCACGCUCGGUGUUCGAUGGCAUCUGCGACAAGGACAUCAUCUCAUGGGUCUCUAUGCUCUCUGCUUAUGCCCGCAAUGGACAUCUGGAGGAGGCCAGAGCACUGUUCCAAGGAAUGCCACAGCGGAACUCGGUGGCUUGCACUACAAUGCUGGUCGCUUAUGCCCGGAGCGGGCAAACUGACGAGGCAAAGCGAGUGUUUGACGACAUGAAAGAGAGGAACUUGGUGACCUGGAACGCUAUGCUCGCUGGCUAUGCCAGGAAAGGACACUUGGUCGAGGCGAAGCUGCUGUUUCAGAUUGCUCCAGAGAGGGAUGUGGUUUCAUGGACGACAAUGGUUACUGCUCAUGCUGAGAAAGGCCACGUAGAAGACGCGAAGAAAUACUUCGACAGAAUGCCAGAGCGAGACUUGGUUUCCUUCACUACUAUGCUGACUGCAUACGCAGAGAACAGCCGUUUUCACGAGGCCCGGACUUUGUUUUCCACGAUGCCAGAGCUCGACUUGGUGUCCUGGAACGCAAUGCUGGUGGCUUAUGCUCACGAGAACGACUUGGAGGGUGCAAGGCAGGUGUUUGAUCGGAUGCAAGAACGAAACAUGAUAUCGUGGAACGUGAUGCUGUCCGGGUAUGCUCAGCGCGGGGAUAUAGAAGAAGCUCGAAGAGUUUUCGACGCUAUGCGGGUCCGCAAUUUGGUCUCGUGGAACGCGAUGCUCUCGGCACUCUCCCGCGGCAGCGAGCUCCAAGAGGCCAAGAUGGUGUUUGACAGAAUGCCGCAGCGAGACGUGGUCUCGUGGAACACCAUGCUGUGUGCAUUCGCUGAGAACGGGGAGAUACAGUCGGCCAAGAAACUCUUCGACAGCAUGCGCGAGUGGAACUUGGUGUCCUGUACGGCGAUGCUGAGUGCUUACUCGGAAGCUGGCGAGCUCGAGAACGCGAGACACGUCUUCGAUCUCAUGAAGGAGCGGAACGUCGUUUCCUGGACAGCCAUGCUCUCGGCCUACGCGCAGAAUGGUCACGUCCGGGAAGCCAAGCAGGUUUUCGACGCCAUGGGAGUGAGAAACGUCUGUAGCUGGACAGCCAUGGUCUCGGCCUACGAGAAGAACGGUCAGCUUGAAGAAGCCAAGCAAGUUUUCAGCGCGAUGACGGACAGGAAUCUCUCCUCGUGGAACGCGAUGCUGGCGGCUUAUGCUCGGAACGGGCAUCCGGGGAAAGCUCGAGAGGUGUUUGAAGGGAUUCCGGAGCAGCGGAACACGGUGUCGUGGAACGCGGUCCUGGCGGCCUGUGCGAGCAGCGGGGAAAGCUCCAGUGGUGCCAUGGAGAUGUUCUACACGAUUGCGCUGAGUGGUGACGCAGGGGACGAGAUAUCUUUCGUGUGCAUCCUGGUUGCGUGCUGCCACCUCGGGGAAGUUUACACUGGAUGGCAGCUUUUCCAGUCCAUGGCCAGGGACUAUGGCUUGAAACCGGCCAAGCAACACUACUGCUGUAUGCUUGAUCUGCUGGGACGGGCGGGAUAUGUGGAAAGUGUGGAGGAGCUCAUCGACAGUAUGCCUUACGUGCCGGACGAGUGCGAGCGCACGGCCUUUCUCCGAGCUUGUGGAAGCCGCGGAGAUACCACUACUAGUUUACAAGCCCUUGGGAGCGUGGAGGAAAACAAGUCUACUGCUGCGAGUGCUUCUUCCUACGUUCUUCUAUCCAACACCCUCAAGCAGCGGCAAUUCGUGAACAUCCAGUAAUGCAACGAGGCACUAUGUAUCUUUUUUGUUACUCUUCUUUGGAAAUACUAACAUUGUUUACUCA
Molecule: messenger RNA, 2341 nt
Organism: Selaginella moellendorffii
Lineage: Eukaryota; Viridiplantae; Streptophyta; Lycopodiopsida; Selaginellales; Selaginellaceae
Product: pentatricopeptide repeat-containing protein At4g02750-like
Exons: 3
Coding region: 421-2277 (618 amino acids)
Biological process (GO): RNA modification
Molecular function (GO): RNA binding; protein binding
Source: RefSeq, a predicted model, not a curated record